AUGUCUUUGUUUCAUGCUAUUUGUUUGCAAAUACGACAACUUCCUUUGUCAAAAAUAUGUCCUUUGGAGUAUGCUAAUUACGAAUAUGAAUGGUAUCUCAGGCGAAAAUGUCGAUUCACUGGUUUUCAAAAGCAGUUUUCCAAUUUCAGUGGAGUAUCUCCUACCUUUUACUGUUAUGGAUAUCUUGUCUACGCGAAGUAUGAGCCAGUACCACUCACUACCAGGCUUCACACGCAGAUAUCUGUUGGUGUACUGGAUCCAUUCAUUCCACUGAAUUUGCGUUUUCAUAACAGCAUGUUUUCCUCUUUGUUCAGUCUAGAAUAUAAUUUCAAACUCUUUAGCAGAGCCAAGCGUAUAGUUGGAAAAAAUCCCUCCUAA
Messenger RNA from Necator americanus (New World hookworm), 378 nucleotides. RefSeq lists its product as uncharacterized. The record is from RefSeq and is a predicted model, not a curated record. NCBI's taxonomy places the organism in Eukaryota, Metazoa, Nematoda, Chromadorea, Rhabditida, Ancylostomatidae. Bases 1 to 378 code for a protein of 125 amino acids. The transcript is spliced from 4 exons.